Paraphaeosphaeria sporulosa is the source of this 1766-nucleotide messenger RNA. RefSeq lists its product as uncharacterized. NCBI's taxonomy places the organism in Eukaryota, Fungi, Ascomycota, Dothideomycetes, Pleosporales, Didymosphaeriaceae. The coding region runs from base 266 to 1705 and encodes 479 amino acids. The record is from RefSeq and is a predicted model, not a curated record. The transcript has a single exon.
CUGCCCUCGCUUCGGCUCCCGCGACUGGUCUGAUGCUCGCCUUCGGAACAGGGUGCUCUUCCCUCGCGGUGCCUAUAGGCUCUGGCUGGUCUCUCAAGGCCUGUGCUAGACGCGUGAUUCUGGCGGUGUUUGCAGUGAUGCGCUUAACGUGUGCUUCGAUUCUCUUGCCGAGGGAAGCGGACGCAGGAUGCGGGUACGCCAUUUUCAAAGUAAAAUGAAUACAUUCUCAUGAAUCGCACGUUGCAAGGUGCACGUUGUAUCUUGCAUGCGCUGUGGCUGUUAUGACGAUCUGUUGUGCAUCUCGGAAUGCUCGGAAAGGUGCGCGAUUUCCGAGAUUUUAUUUUCCACCACGCAAGCUCACCAGCACUUUCACGUCUCUCCUUUCCCCACCACGUUCAAUGCCCUGCUCAAGAUGAUCGCGCCUCUUCUUCUCUCUCUCGCGGUCCUCACGCAGUCUGGCCUCACAGCUGCUGCAUCGUCGGUAACGUGGCUACAGCCGCAGCGCAGCGCAAUCGUCAAGCUCUCUACGCGCGGCUAUCCCUCCAAAGACGCCAGCGCACCGCACGCGCUUCUGCUCAAGUUCGAGCUCUCCGCAGACAACAAGACGCUCCUCCUUGACGGCACGCCGUUCCUGCCGCUGCAGAACUACUACAUCCCCCCGCGUCUUUCCGCGUACCACGUGCCCGACGACACCAAGAGGGAUGCGAUCAUAGCCAUCGCCGAGGGUGAGGAGGAGGGGAGGCACCAUAUUCGCGGGCAGAAGCUGGAGCUCGACUAUGACCGGCUGGUCGAGGGCGACCCCACAGGCGGCCCGCCGUACUACAACCACCAGCCUGCCCUGCGCUUCCGCGUUAUGGGGCUCGGCAACGACGGUGCCGACUUCCUCCUGGAUCCCCAGGAACAAGAGAUUGUUCAAGUUUCCAUGCGCGAUCAGAAUGAAGGGGGUUGGUCCAACGAGGCCGCAUCCUCGUAUACCAUCGAUCGAAUCGAGAUUCUACCCGCAGAAAAGGUGUACAGCGACCUGUCUACCUCACUCGGAGACCAUAUGGGGCCUGAAGCGGACCAGGAGAAGGAAUGCACGCGGAGGACCUGGAAGUGUCCCGACGAGGGCGUGUACGAAGCCGGCUCGCCGUACCGGACGCCCUAUCGGUUCAUCUGGCGGAGGAGAUUCGACCAAUACGGCAGGAUCGGCUCCCUGAGGCAUGACUUCGUGGAGCAGUGGAGCAUCUCGAAGCAGAAGGUGUACGAUGACCCUCAGAACUCUGCUCUGGUUGCACUAGGCAUAUUGCUGGCCACGGUUCUUGCUAUUGUUUCAGGCCUCAAAGCGCGUGCCCAACGGGCGGCUCGUGCCCAGCCGCCUGUCAAGAAGCAUUGGACCGAGAGGGAUGCUGAGAAGAAGGCCCAGAAGGCCGAGAAGGUGGCAAAGAAAGGAGAUCCUAAAGAGGGGGAAGCGGAAGAGGUAGAGGAGGAGGAAGACGACUCGGAAGACGACGAUGCCGCGUGGCUGUCGGAGAUGGCCGCGCAGUCCGGCGAAGUGCAGAUGACGACGACGGAGGCAGCGAAUCUGAUAGACCUGAUGUCUGAUGAUGAGGACGAUCUCGAUGCCGCCGCCGCGAUUCCUGCAACCGCACCCAAGACCAUCGAGCCGAAGAAGGAAAAGAACAAGAACAAGAGAGUCGCGUUCAAGGCCGAUGCGGAGGAAUAGAUCUUGGUAGUGCAGAAUCAAUCAAAGAAGUGUUCAGACUACCCUGCGCCGCGUCGUCUUC